AAAAAAACGAAAACACUCUAUUUUUGAUAAAUCACUUAUCACUUUGAUAACGUUAUGUAUUAUAAAAAAUAAAAUACCUUUACAUAUUAAGCAUUCCAAAAUGUACCGAACUUUCGUACUUUUUCUUCUUAUAAGCAGCACCUACUGCGACAGCUCUACCUUAAACAAUCACCACUUUCCCAAAAACUUUAAAUUAGGUGCAGCUACUGCAGCUUACCAAAUAGAAGGUGGCUGGAAUGAAGAUGGAAAAGGGGUUCAUAUGUGGGACUGGUACACCCAUACCUUUCCAGAAAAAAUAAAGUUCAACUAUACAGCAGAUGUGGCUUGCGAUAGCUACCACAAAUGGGAAGAGGAUGUUAAAUUACUUAAGAACUUAGGGGUAAGCCAUUAUAGGAUGUCUAUAUCGUGGAGCAGGAUAUUACCUAAUGGGACUGCCAACAAUAUAAACCUAAAAGGAGUUGAGUAUUACCUCAAUAUAUUUAAGGCACUAAAGGAGGCUAACAUUGAACCAAUGGUAACACUGUACCACUGGGACUUGCCCAUUUAUUUUCACGAAAUGGGUGGCUGGUACAACCCUCUAUUAGCAAAAUAUUUUGGCGAGUAUGCCAGAGUUUGUUAUAAAUAUUUUGGGGAAUAUGUUAAGACAUGGAUUACUAUAAACGAACCACAAUCAACCUGUUUGGGAGGUUAUGCUGAAGGCACAAAGGCUCCAGGGUAUAUCCAUAUGGGCGAAGGCCUUUAUCAAUGUGCAUAUGUCCACUUGCUAGCUCACGCAAGUGCUUACCAUAUUUAUGAUAAAGAAUUUAGAGAAGCUCAACAAGGAAGAAUUUCAAUAGUAAUUGACUCAGGAUGGGCUGAACCAGCUUCGGAUAGUGAUUCUGAUGUUUCAGCCGCUCAGGUGGAGAGGGAUUUUGUGUUGGGUAUUUAUGCAAAUCCUAUAUACAAUGGUGACUGGCCACAAGCUGUCAUAGAUAAUGUAGCUCAAAGGAGUUAUUUGGAAGGAUUUCCAAAAUCGAGGUUGCCUCAAUUAACGCAAGAAGAAAUUGAUUUUAUUAAUGGAACAUCAGAUUUCUUUUGUCUUAAUACGUAUUCAACAAAUUAUAUUACUUCGGGUAACAAAGUAAAUGAAAGCAUUGGAGAUCCAAGUUACUACCUUGACAAAGGUACGUCCUCUUUUGUGGAUCCUUCCUGGCCCUCAGAUGUCCAGUGGGUCCACUUAGUGCCAUGGGGUUUCCGUAAAUUACUAAAAUACGUUUAUGAACACUUCAAUCAUCCUGAAAUAUUUGUAACUGAAAAUGGAUGGGCGGACUUAACAGGCCAACUGAAUGAUACUAAUAGGAUUACUUAUAUUAGUGAGUAUCUCAGUGCAUUGCUUGAUGCUCACUACGAAGAUGGUGUUAAUGUUACUGGCUAUACAGUGUGGAGUUUGCUGGAUAAUUUUGAGUGGACCAAUGGCUAUACGCAAAAAUUGGGUCUAGUUCAAGUGGACUUUCAAAGCGAAAACCGUACAAGGACCCCAAAAGAUUCUUUCAAAUGGUAUCAAGGUGUUAUAGAAAAAAGAUGUCUGGUAGAGGAGUGUAUUGAAUAAAAAUUAAAUAAUGAAAAUUUUAAUCACUGGAUAUUAUAAAAUAAAUUGUUUUUUUAAUCAUUAAAAGGCA
Molecule: messenger RNA, 1658 nt
Organism: Anthonomus grandis grandis
Lineage: Eukaryota; Metazoa; Arthropoda; Insecta; Coleoptera; Curculionidae
Product: myrosinase 1-like
Exons: 11
Coding region: 101-1588 (495 amino acids)
Biological process (GO): carbohydrate metabolic process
Molecular function (GO): beta-glucosidase activity
Source: RefSeq, a predicted model, not a curated record